Messenger RNA from Pneumocystis carinii B80, 1703 nucleotides. RefSeq names its product lysine-tRNA ligase. The record is from RefSeq and is a predicted model, not a curated record. NCBI's taxonomy places the organism in Eukaryota, Fungi, Ascomycota, Pneumocystomycetes, Pneumocystales, Pneumocystaceae. The transcript has 4 exons. Gene Ontology annotation, cellular component: cytoplasm; cytosol. Gene Ontology annotation, biological process: lysyl-tRNA aminoacylation. Bases 45 to 1703 code for a protein of 552 amino acids. Gene Ontology annotation, molecular function: tRNA binding; lysine-tRNA ligase activity; ATP binding.
AAGAGCGUUAAUGAAUGGUAAAUGGUUAAUUUAUAAGCAGGUCUAUGUUGAAUUUUUUAUACAAAAAAAAUUUAAGAGAAGCUUUUUUUACGGAUAAAUAUAGUUUUAAAAGAUGGUUAUUAUUAUAUAAUUAUGUAUUUUUUGCACGAACUCUUUCUAUUACUAGAAAACAAGGAAAUAAAGGAAUAGAGGAUCGUCUAAACAAUUUUUAUGACAAGGAAAUAGAGCCUUAUCCACGUAUACAAUAUGACGAAAAGUAUAUUGAAAUUUGUAGCGCAAUUGAUACAUGGAAAGACAAAUUAAAAAAUGGAGAACGUGUUUUAAAUGGAAAAGAAGUAACUAUAAGGGGACGAAUUUUUUCUAUUAGAGAAGCAUCUUCAAAGCUUUUUUUUUAUGAUAUAUAUGCUUUUGGAGCAAAAAUUCAGUCAGUUUGUUCACUUCGAACUUAUAAGGAUGAUGCAAGUGUUUUUUUAAAGAUAAAUAAGAAUUUGCGUAGAGGAGAUAUAGUUGAAAUGACAGGUAUUUUGGGGAAAACAAAUCUUGGUGAAUUUUCGAUAUUUACAUCAAAAAUACAAUUACUUGCUCCUUGUCUUCAUUCAUUACCAACAAAAACUAAAAAUGUUGAAAAACAUUUUAAAAAUAGGCCUGUGGAUUUUUUAAUACAUUCUGAAAUAUCUAAUUCUAUAAUCUUGCGUUCUAAAAUAUUAACAUAUAUUCGUAAGUUUCUAUUGAAUAGAAAUUUUUUGGAAGUUGAAACACCUAUUUUAAGUGGAUCAACUGGAGGUGCUAAUGCUCGGCCAUUUUAUACACAUGCAAAUUCUCUAGAUGGAAAAAGAAUCCUUCUUAGAAUUGCACCAGAAUUAUGGCUUAAGAAAUUAGUCAUAGGUGGCUUUGAUAAAGUCUUUGAAAUUGGAAAAUGUUUUAGAAAUGAAGGUCUGGAUUCAAGUCAUAAUCCUGAAUUUACAAUUUGUGAAUUUUAUCAAACAUAUAUAUCUUUAAAUGAUCUAAUAGAAAUAACUAAAUCCUUAUUAUCUGGUUUAAUCAAUGAAUUGAUCAAUAACAAUCUUCUUAAAGGCAACAUUCUUUCUCUUGCAAAUAAUAACUUUUUUAAUACUUACAAAAUAUUGGACUUCAUUCCUUCUCUUGAAAAUCGUCUAGGUAUCAAUCUUCCUAAUUUAGAUCUUCCAUCUGCUGUUGAUCAACUUCUCAAUAUUGCUAAUCAAAAAAAUAUUUCUCUUUCAAAACCAUACACUGUUAAUCGCAUUUUGGAUCAAUUUUCUACACAACUUUUAGUAUCACAAUGCAAUCAUCCAACAUUUAUCAUUCAUCAUCCUCAAAUUAUGUCUCCAUUAUCAAAAUCUUCUACAAGAAAUAAUCAAAAGAUUGCUUACAGAGGAGAAUUAUAUAUUCUUAAAAAAGAAAUUUGUAAUUUUUAUGAAGAAGAAAACGCUCCAUUACAACAAUAUUCAAAAUUCCUUCGUCAACAACAGGAUCGUGAUCAUCUUGGCGAUUCUGAAAUUCAAUUAUUAGAUUCUACUUAUAUUAACGCUUUAGAAUGGGCUUUACCUCCUACCGGAGGUUGUGGUAUUGGUAUUGAUCGACUUUGUAUGCUUUUUUCUAAUCAAAAACAAAUUAAUCCUAUCUUAACUUUUGGAAAUCUUAAAUCAACUUGUUCUACUUCUACUUCUACUUCUACUCUUUAA